Molecule: messenger RNA, 432 nt
Organism: Suillus bovinus
Lineage: Eukaryota; Fungi; Basidiomycota; Agaricomycetes; Boletales; Suillaceae
Exons: 2
Source: RefSeq, a predicted model, not a curated record
AAAUAUCUUCCGUUGAAGAAAAAACACCUGAAGGCAAGCGCUGCAGUGGCUGAUUCAAAUGCAUAUGGUCAGAGGAAUGCUACCCUUGCAUGGUUCUGGUUGCUUGAUGUUCAGGGUGAUACAGCCAGAAAUGACUGGAUGACAGAAUGUGAUUAUCGGGUGAACUGGCUCUGGACCAAGGCACUUUGUGAUCAUUGGAAUAAAGAGGUCAUUCUUGUCAAACAUGAAAUGCAGUGGACCAUCAAUUUUUUCAAGCACAAGGCCAAGCAAUGGCUUGCUCACAUGGACAAUGCUGCUUCCAAUGAGAUGACUGGACAUGCAUGUUAUGCUGCCCGACAAUCUCAAAUAUACCAUGACCUGGCCAUACAUGGGGCAGAUUCUUUUUGCAAACUCAGUCCGGAUAUUCAGGGUGAUAUACAGGUUGUCAGAUGA